CAUUAUUAUCUGUUAUGUGAAACAUACCACAUAUUCAGUUCGUGUGUUACGUUGUGCCUAUGGUGCAGAGAGGAGUCAAGAGACCAUCCAUUAUGUUAUGUCAAUGCCUUCGUGAUGGGGAGAUAUCAUGGUAAUUUUUUUAAGUUUGGAAAUAUUUUUUGACUUAUUUUGGUGAUUGACCUAUUUUGGUGAACAUACCAUAGUAAUCUUUUUUUAGGUUUAGAAAUAUUUUGAGUGCUUCUAAUCAUCCCAAAUAAUAUUGUGCAAUUAUGAAAAUAAAAAAUUCCUCUAUAUUAUCAUGAAUUUUUUUUUAAAUUUUUUUUGCGAUAAUACGUAAAAAAAUCGACUCCUCCGAUUUUCAAAUUCUAGCUCAGCCCCUAGUUGGAAAUGACUACCAUAUUGAGUUUGAAGAUGAUGAUAUUGACAAUAUCUGUCGAGCUUCUAGGAUUGUGUGUAAUGCUCUUGUUAUAUUCAAGCUAUAGCUUUGUAAUUUUGUCUUUUUACUACAUCUAGAAAGAUAGUGCCUAGUUUGUAGCUUCGCCAUAUGUUCUUUGGUGGUACAUUCCUCUACCGAGAGUUGUAAUUAUGUCCUUUCUAUUAUGUAAUGAAGGAAUAGAUGGAUAGUUGCAGUUCUUUAUAAAAAAAAAUAAUGAAUCUCUAAUUUUUUUUUUUUUAGUAUGUUAGUUGCACAUUAAUGGAGAGGCUAUCUCAACCUUUUUCUUAUAAAUUUGGUACUAAUUAUUACAAUGAAACGAGAGAGAAAAAAGAGCCCUAUAAAAGAUAUUGACGAGGGCCGGGGCAUAAAAACCCUAAAAUAUGAGUGUAGGCUCUCUCAACUCUAGCAAAAGUUUUGGGAUAAGAAGAUGUUGCAACUCUUUUAAAAUUUUAAGCAAUACAUUUUUGGGUUUACAACGAACUCUUUUUCCCGUAGUGUGUAACGUGACAUAUACAUAAUUAUUAUACUUAGAUAUCUUAUUCUACAAGUUACAUGGAUGAACUAAACAUAUCAUGUAUUAAAAAACAUGCAUCUACGUAUAUGUAAAUAUAUACAGAAUGAGAAUGGCAAAUUAAGACGUCGACCUUUGGUACGUACGUCGGUGAUUUACGGAAAGCGAUCGGCGAUGCUCCGAACUGCAGCGAUCGCGACCGCAAUGGAGAGACGGCGGAAAAAAAUAGUUGGGAUCAUCGCAUAACCAAACAAAACCCCCAGUAGCUAGAAUGAUCUGUUCAUUCGCAAAGGAAAUUAAAUACCACUAUUAUUAUUAUAGAAUUAAAAUCGUUUUUCUUAAUUAAUCCAGCUUUUUUUAUGUUUCGUAAAUGCCUCCCGCCUAAUUAUAUUCCCUCCAUUUUCGUUCAUUCUUUCACUAUAAAGAAGCCUCUCCAUUUCCAUCAUCUUCCUUCACUUUCUCCUGAAACAAACAGAUCGAGCGCGCGAACUAAAGUUCGUUUCUUUGCCGCCACUUCUCAUCUGGGUUUCCCUUCUUUUCCGCCAUUUUUUAGUGUUCGUCCUUUGUUAUUCGAUAUAUAGUAACGAUGGAAACGACCACAGCUCUGGCCGUUCUGUCCGCCGUGGCAGCCUACUUGCUGUGGUGGAAGGUCGUGUCGCGUCAGCUUACGGGUCCACGUGUCUGGCCCCUACUGGGCAGCCUCCCGGGCCUUAUCGCCAACUCCGGCAGGAUGCACGACUGGAUCACCGACAACCUCGCCGCCGGCGGCGGCACCUACCAGACCUGCAUCGCCGGGAUCCCCUUCCUGGCCCGGAAGCAAGGCCUCGUGACCGUCACGUGCGAUCCAAGGAACGUGGAGCACAUCCUGAAAGCCCGUUUCGACAACUACCCCAAGGGCCCCACGUGGCAGGCCGCCUUCCACGACCUCCUCGGGGAAGGCAUCUUCAACUCCGACGGCGACACGUGGCUGUUCCAGCGCAAGACCGCCGCGCUGGAAUUCACCACCCGGACCCUCCGACAGGCCAUGGGCAGGUGGGUCAACCGGGCAAUUAAGCAUCGGUUCUGCCCCAUCCUCGAGUCGGCCCGACUCCGAGCCGAGCCGGUCGACCUCCAGGACCUGCUCCUCCGGCUCACUUUUGACAACAUCUGCGGCCUGGCCUUCGGGAAGGACCCGCUCACCCUAUCCUCUGAUCUCCCAGAGAAUGGGUUUGCUCUGUCCUUUGACCAAGCCACCGAAGCCACGCUCCAGCGAUUUAUCGUGCCCGAGCCCUUCUGGCAACUCAGGAAGUGGCUCCGACUCGGCUUGGAAGCCGAUAUGAGCCGGAGCCUCCAGCACAUGGACAGUUACCUGUCUGACAUCAUUAGCACGCGCAAGCUCGAGCUGGCAACAGGUCGGCUCGAGCGGACCGGGGACUGGAACCCGCACGACGAUUUGUUAUCCCGGUUCAUGAAGAAAAAGGAAUCCUACUCGAAAAAAUUCCUCCAGCACGUGGCAUUGAAUUUCAUCCUGGCUGGACGCGACACGUCGUCCAACGCGCUGAGCUGGUUCUUCUGGCUGGUGAUUCAGAACCCCAGAGUGGAGGAAAAGAUCCUCCUCGAGAUCUGCACCAUCCUGGUAGAGACACGUGGCGAACUGUCAUCAUCCUGGUUCGACGAGCCGCUAGGGUUUGAUGAAGUUGACCGAUUGAUGUACCUCAAGGCGACACUGUCCGAGACCUUGAGGUUGUACCCGUCGGUCCCAGAGGACUCUAAGCACGUGGUCUCCGACGACGUGCUCCCCACCGGAGUUCAUGUUCCGGCAGGAUCAGCGGUGACCUACUCGAUUUACUCCAUGGGCCGGAUGAAGUUCAUAUGGGGAGACGACUGUAGUGAGUUCAAGCCGGAGAGGUGGCUGUCGCCUGAUGGCACGAAGUUCGAGGGACAUGACGCGUACAAGUUCGCGGCGUUCAAUGCGGGGCCCAGGAUCUGCCUGGGGAAGGAUCUGGCGUAUUUACAGAUGAAGUCGAUCGCGGCGGCGGUGCUGCUCCGCCACCGGCUGACGUUGGUCCCGGGGCACCGCGUGGAGCAGAAGAUGUCGUUGACUUUGUUCAUGAAGUAUGGUUUGAUGGUGGAGGUUGGAGCGAGGGACCUUAGGCCGGUUGUGGAGAAGGUAAAGGCAGUGGAGGGCAGCCCUACAAUUAAUGGGGGAUUUGCCCUUGCGAAGGGCAAUGGUCACGAGGGGAGUACGACGGAUCAUCAAUUGGCCGCCGCGGUUGCUUGAUUGUUUUUAUUGUCAAUGGUAAAAAAAAAUUGUAUGUUAUAUGGUCUUUUAUUUUAUUUUAUGGUCCUGGAUACGUGAAGAUAUGAUGUUCAUUUACCAUGCAUGGGAGGAAACUAAGCAUGUAGAUAUAUCAAUAUGUAGACGGCGUCAACUGUCAAGUGAGAGACCGUCCCCAAAAAGAAAAUUGUCAAAUGAUAAUAAAAAUGAAGUAUAUGUGUGUUAUGAUUUUGGGUUAAUGAUCAUCAUUACCUUUGGUGAUCGAGGUAAAGAUAUUCUCGAUAGAUAUGCAUGAUUGUCUGGACAAGGGAAAUGCCCAUACAUUACAAAUGAUUAGGAAUGAAUUUAAACUAGACAUUUUCAAUGAAUUGGAAUUUUUCUUCUAGGAAUGACAAUGCGUAGAUAGAUCGAGCGGGUAUUUUGGUAUCUGUAUUCGACUUGUGGCAGGUCGGUUAAUUUAUUAUAGGACACGAGUCGGGACAAGUCGAUUUAUAUGAAUAUGUAAUUUAAAAGAAAAUUUAUUGUAAAAUUUUUUCAUUAAAAAUAUAAAAAUUUAACAAUAUAUAAUAUGAUCAGUAUAGUUAAAUUAUUUAAAAAAUUGAGAUUCUCACUUAUUUAUAAUUUCAUUGUUGCUAAAUUAUGAGACAGACAAAAUACUAAAAUCAUAAUUAAUUUUUAUUAAAAUAAUAUAAGGUCAAAAUAGUUAUCCCUAAAUAUGAGACUUUUUUUUAAUUUAAAAUUUCUACGAGUAAUGGAUCCUUUAUUGGAGUGAAGGUGAGUACCUAACUAAUUAGAGAGACAAAACAAUUCAUCAUUGUGGGUAUACAAUUGAACUCGAUUGGAUUUUAUCGGCAAAAAUUAUAUCGAUAUAACUUUUGGGUGGGUUUUCCUCAAACCCGACAAAUAGAGUAAUGGGUAUGGUGUGAUUUUUUUUAUAUUUACAAUUGUCACAUUGAACCACAUGAAUAUUGGCCACAACUAUGACUUUGACUCACUUGGUUUAACACUUCAACCACCCAUAUCGUCCAAGUAUUUAUAAUUAUCUUGUGGACCCAAAUAUUUCUCAUUCUUUCUCACUUUCCACAAAUAUUGUCUUAACUUAAAAAUACAGAACAUUGGCACGUUGACAUUGUAAGAAAUUUUUUAUAUCAUAUCAAAAACCAGUUCCACCAUAACAAAAUGAUGAUUAAUAUCUAUUUACUUAAAGAUGAGAAUUAAUUGUCGUUUUACAUGAAUGUGAGUUGUUUGUCCUACUCGAUCGUUGUGAGAUUUAUAUGAUUUCGUUUUAUACCCCAUUAGCAUUUGAGGAGAAUUUGUUAUAUUUGUGGUGGUUAAGGCAUUAAUAUCACUCCAAAAUAAAGAGGACAUAAACAUCAUGCAUGGCAGCCGAUUUAGAACCAUAAAUGAGAAGUAGUAUGGUUUACCGAGGACUUUCAAAAGCAAGAUGAGUAAAUGAGAAUUGACACCUAAAAGGGUUUGUCUGGCGGGCUACAAUCGAGUAGAAAACAAAGAGCUUGAAAGAUUGAAAGAAUUGAUCUCCGGGGUCGUUUGGAUGGAUCAAUCUAAAAAUGAGUCAAUUUGAUCAAUUGUCUCGUUUUAUAAACGAGGCAAUUAAAACGAGUCAAUUCGAAUUACCUGCCCCCACCCCAAAUAAUUGAAAUUGACUCAAAACGGAUCAAUUCAAAAUACCUCAGGCAGAUUGAUCCAUCCAAUUUUUUUGCUGGCAAACGAGUCAAUUUGGUGCAAUUGUCUCAAAACGAGACAAUUGUGUUAAAUUGAUCCGUUACAAUUCCUCAUCCAAAUGACCCCGACGAUUAAUUGUUACAGAGAAACGGAUUCAGUUUAUCAUCAUCGAAAUCGACAUGAAGAAAAAAUCGAUGAAGACGAGAGUUAACCACACCGCCGACUCCUCCCAUACAAUACAAUGGACCCUCUUUC
Messenger RNA from Linum trigynum, 5142 nucleotides. The record is from the annotation of a GenBank genome assembly. NCBI's taxonomy places the organism in Eukaryota, Viridiplantae, Streptophyta, Magnoliopsida, Malpighiales, Linaceae.